Messenger RNA from Anastrepha obliqua, 1662 nucleotides. Its product is annotated as putative phosphatidate phosphatase. The transcript is spliced from 7 exons. NCBI's taxonomy places the organism in Eukaryota, Metazoa, Arthropoda, Insecta, Diptera, Tephritidae. The coding region runs from base 393 to 1496 and encodes 367 amino acids. Gene Ontology annotation, biological process: signal transduction; phospholipid dephosphorylation; phospholipid metabolic process. The record is from RefSeq and is a predicted model, not a curated record. Gene Ontology annotation, molecular function: phosphatidate phosphatase activity.
AGUUGAUUUGUUGAUUUGUUCGUCUGCUCGUUUGUGCUUUUGUUCUUUAAAAGUCCUGUUCGUAAUUUACGUCAAGUAUUGAAAAUAAAUACAAAUAGAGGCGAGCAAAAAUUGAAAAAGUGAAUCUGGCUAAACUCAAAUAUUUUAAUGGCAAUCAUCUAAUGGAGAGAGAUUUAAUGUAAAAUCCGACGGAAGCUUUUUUAAAUUUUGGAAUUUACUGCGGUAGCGCCAAUAUUCUAAUCGCCUAUAAAAAGUGUUUUAUGUUCUACAAAGUCCUGCCGUAAAAACAAAAACAACAAAUGCACAUAUUUGCUUAUUUAGGACGCACGUCGGCUGCAUAAAGAAUCCAGAAUAUUUUGCCAUCGCGAUUCUGAGGUGAUAUUAAUGAAAAAAUGAACAGCUUACGACCGACGAGCAUUUCUGACGCGGCACUGCUGCAACGACUGGAGAGUCAGAGUAGUAACAGUGAGCCUUCAUCGCCGACGCUACAAGCGGGUGCUCCUCAAACAUCGGUGCUCCAUAUACGAAAUAUACAGAUGGCAAAGGUUGAUACAACAGCGACGAGAUCACAGCCACUGCCAAUCAACAACACUCAAUAUAAAAACAACAAUAACUUGGCUUUGCCAUUCCCUGGUUUCAUGAACGAUGGUGGUGGCUCAAGUGGACUCUCGAAAAUAACAAAAACGGAUUAUCGAAAUGGAGUGGGAAAAAUUUGUUGUCGCAUUGGAUCGGAUCUAAUCAUCCUGGCAUGUGUGGCACUACCAGUAUUGGCAUUUCAACUUUGGGGCGUUUCUUACAAACGUGGAUUUUUCUGCGAUGACAAAACCUUAAAACAUCCGUACAAACGAAGUACAGUCAGUAAUUGGAUGCUAUUUGUUAUGUGUUUCAUAGUUCCAAUAUCAAUCAUUACGGCAGUCGAGUUCUUCGUUUCACACUACAACAGAAGUCAUGGACUGGUCAAUAAGACUUUUGAACGAUAUUACAUUGGGCGAUUAGAAAUUGCAGACUGGAUUGUGGAGUGCUACAAAAAAAUUGGGCUUUUGAUUUUUGGUUCCGGUGUAGGUCAAUUAACAAUGGAUAUCGCCAAAUAUACAAUUGGACGUUUGCGGCCACAUUUUUCCACUGUCUGCCAACCCGUUUUGGCUGACGGUAGCACUUGUAAUGACGCUUUUAAUGCAGGCCGCUAUGUGCAGGAGUUCUCCUGCGCUGGUAAUGCUACUCCACGUAUGCUAAAACAAAUGCACCUCUCUUUUCCCAGUUCUCAUGCGUGCUUUGCCUGCUUCACUAUGAUUUACAUGACGAUCUAUUUAGAGAAUCGCAUGACUUGGAGAAGAUGUAAGAUGCUUCGGCACUUCAUUCAAUUUCUGCUGCUUAUGUUCGCGUGGUAUACUGGAUUGACACGUGUUUCCGAUUACCAGCAUCAUCCGACGGACGUAUUCGCCGGAUCAGCGAUCGGUGCUUUAUAUGCUAUUCUGUUGAUGAAGACAAUGUGUUGACUAGUUGCUAAUGGCGGUAUACUAUGGAACUAGGAAAAUUCUCCAAAAGCAUUUUAUUUACACUACAUAAUUAAGAGUUGAAAUUUAUUUAAUUAAAAUUUAUUAUUAUUCAUCUUAACUUUAAUCGCAUAUUAUCAAGAACGCAUUUCUAUUACUUACAUAUAUA